Messenger RNA from Galeopterus variegatus (Sunda flying lemur), 2637 nucleotides. RefSeq names its product ADAM metallopeptidase with thrombospondin type 1 motif, 8 (gene ADAMTS8). The record is from RefSeq and is a predicted model, not a curated record. Lineage: Eukaryota; Metazoa; Chordata; Mammalia; Dermoptera; Cynocephalidae. Bases 1 to 2133 code for a protein of 710 amino acids. The transcript is spliced from 10 exons. Gene Ontology annotation, molecular function: metalloendopeptidase activity; zinc ion binding. Gene Ontology annotation, biological process: extracellular matrix organization; proteolysis.
AUGGCGAAUGUCAACACAAAAGAGAUGCCAAAAAUCAAACAUGUCCUGCUGGGGAGAGAACUGCCACCGCCGCUGGGGGCCACGAGUAGGACCAAGCGGUUUGUGUCUGAGGCUCGCUUCGUGGAAACGCUGCUGGUGGCCGACGCGUCCAUGGCUGCCUUCUACGGGGACGACCUGCAGAACCACGUACUGACACUGAUGUCGGUGGCAGCCCGAAUCUACAAGCACCCCAGCAUCAGGAAUUCCAUCCACCUGAUGGUGGUCAAAGUGCUUAUUGUGGAAGACGAAAAGCAGGGCCCAGAGGUGUCCGACAACGGGGGGCUUACGCUGCGCAACUUCUGCAACUGGCAGCAGCGUUUCAACCAGCCCAGUGAUCGCCACCCGGAGCACUACGACACGGCCAUCCUGCUCACCAGACAGAACUUCUGUGGGAAGGAGGGACUGUGUGACACCCUGGGCGUGGCGGACAUCGGCACAAUCUGUGACCCCAACAAGAGCUGCUCCGUGAUCGAGGAUGAGGGGCUCCAGGCAGCCUACACUCUGGCCCACGAACUAGGGCACGUCCUCAGCAUGCCCCAUGACGACUCCAAGCCGUGCACACGGCUCUUUGGGCCCCUGGGCAAACACCACAUGAUGGCACCACUCUUCGUACAGCUAAACAGGACACUGCCCUGGUCUCCCUGCAGCGCCAUGUACCUCACAGAGCUCCUGGACAGUGGGCACGGAGACUGCCUCCUGGACGCCCCCGCCUCGGCCCUGCCCCUCCCCACAGACCUCCCGGGCCGCAAGGCCCUCUACGAGCUGGACCAACAGUGUAAGCAGAUCUUUGGGCCGGGCUUCCGCCACUGCCCCAACACCUCUGCACAGGACAUCUGUGCCCAACUCUGGUGCCACACCGACAGUGCUGAGCCCCUCUGCCACACCAAGAAUGGGAGCCUGCCCUGGGCUGAUGGCACGCCUUGUGGGCCCGGGCACCUGUGCUGGGAUGGCAGCUGUCUGCCUGAGGAGGAAGUGGAGAGGCCCAAGGCUGUGGUAGAUGGAGGCUGGGCCCCAUGGGGACCCUGGGGAGAAUGUUCCCGGACCUGCGGCGGUGGAGUGCAGUUUUCACACCGUGAGUGCAAGGACCCUGAGCCCCAGAAUGGAGGAAGGUACUGCCUGGGUCGGAGAGCCAAGUACCAGUCAUGUCACACGGAGGAAUGCCCCCCUGAUGGGAAGAGCUUCAGGGAGCAGCAGUGUGAGAAGUACAACGCCUACAACUACACCGACAUGGACGGGAAUCUCCUGCAGUGGGUCCCUAAGUACUCAGGGGUGUCCCCCCGAGACCGCUGCAAGUUGUUCUGCCGAGCCCGGGGAAGGAGCGAGUUCAAAGUGUUUGAAGCCAAGGUGAUCGACGGUACCCUGUGUGGGCCGGAGACGCUGGCCAUCUGCGUCCGUGGCCAGUGUGUCAAGGCGGGCUGUGACCACGUGGUGGACUCAGCUAGGAAGCUGGACAAGUGUGGGGUGUGUGGGGGCAAAGGCACCUCAUGCAGGAAGGUGUCCGGCUCCCUCACCCCCUCCAGUUAUGGCUACAAUGACAUCGUCACCAUCCCAGCUGGUGCCACUAACAUUGAUGUGAAACAGAGGAGUCACCCAGGCGUCCAGAAUGAUGGCAACUACCUGGCCCUGAAGACUGCCGAUGGGCGGUAUCUGCUGAAUGGCAACCUGGCCAUCUCUGCCAUAGAGCAGGACAUCUUGGUGAAGGGGACCAUCCUGAAGUACAGUGGUUCCAUUGCCACCCUGGAACGGCUGCAGAGCUUCCGGCCCCUACCUGAGCCUCUGACCGUGCAGCUCCUGACAGUCCCUGGUGAGGUCUUCCCCCCCAAAGUCAAAUAUACCUUCUUUGUUCCUAAUGAUGUGGACUUUAGCACACAGAACAACAGCAGAGAGAGAGCAACCACCAACAUCAUCCAGCCGCUGCUCCACACGCAGUGGGUGCUGGGGGACUGGUCUGAGUGCUCAGGUACCUGCGGGGCCAGCUGGCAGCGGCGGUCUGUGGAGUGCAGGGACCCCUCUGGCCAGGCCUCUGCCACCUGCGACAAGGCUCUAAAACCUGAGGAUGCCAAGCCCUGUGAGAGCCAGCCAUGUCCCCUGUGAUCCAGCGGGGCAGGGACUGGUAUUGUGCUUGUGAACCGUGGGUGCUGGGGUGCAGCAAGGAUCUCCACUGUGGUGACCCUAGUAUCAAGGUGGCAUGGCCUCCCCAGAUCGCCCAUUGCCUCAGUUCCCGGGUACUGCAUGAAUUCAUAAGGGGGAGGAAAAGAGGGGACAGGGACGACAGAUCUUAAAGUUGACUGUCUAGUGGACUGGACCUUGCUUGGGUUCAAGUAGAGGACAUAGGUUAAAAGGUAAAAGUGCACUUAUUGACCCAAACAGGAGACUCACAGUCAGCCUGUUUGCAAAGGACUAGCAAAGUUAAAUGAAAAAAGUUCUUUUCUACUUGGUUUCCCCGAUAAAUAAUCUACCUCAGAGGGGAAAAAAUUAGUACAAGAGAGAUGCUGAGCGGGGAGUGGGUAGUGAAUGUGAAAGCAAGCUCUGUAGCCCCGCCCGACUGUCUUCAGUGCUACAAUCCACCGCCUAAGGGCUGCAGCUUUGCCGGGUUGU